This is a messenger RNA of Cyanistes caeruleus (blue tit), 5647 nucleotides long. Lineage: Eukaryota; Metazoa; Chordata; Aves; Passeriformes; Paridae. The record is from RefSeq and is a predicted model, not a curated record.
GUGUGUGUCCAUACACAGGGCUAUGUGUGUCCAUGUCCAGGUGUGUGUUUUGGAAUGUCUGUGGCACCACGUCUGUCCGUGUCUGUUGGCCCCGAGGCUGCCUCUGUGGCUUCCAGAGCUGCCCUCUGGUUCCUUCACCACUGACAGUUUCACAAAGCUAUGGCAGAUGAAAUCUUUUCUUACACAUAUCUGUAAGAGGGUUGUGUACAUGUUGUGUGCAGUGUCAUUGCAAGAAAUUAUCACCUUCCUGUUGAAGCAGUUGUUUGACUUUUAUCCCAUUGGCACUCAUUUUUACAAGCCAGGUUCAACGAGGACCCAGCACAGUUUGCGAGCUGCCUCUGGGCUCUGCUACCUGUUCUUCUUGUCCUUACAUUUCUGUUCUUUCAGGGUGAGGCAUUCCUGCUCUUUCAGAGGGUGAUGCCUCCCCCCAGACUGUGCCUAGGGAACAUCAGUGCUGCCAUGUCCCACAGGCUAACAGUGAAAGCACUGCUCCUCAGGGUGUUGCUGGGGCAUUAGCUUGUUUCUUCUGGCCUUGGACAGCAGCCAAGCUUGUUCUAAUUCUGCAUCAAUCAAACUUCUAUUUACCAUUUACCAAUUCAAUCCGUGGCAGGGUUUACGAAGAGCUCCUUAUAGUCACACCACAAGCUAGUUUAAUUGCCAAGCUCAAGAGGUGACAUGCCUUUUUUGUCCCUGGCCCUGGCCCUGACACGUUUUCUCUGCUGCCCUUUGUCCACUUGCUUUUAUCCCAUUGACACUUGGUUUCACAACCAGGUUCGAUGAGAGCCUGUCACAGUUUGUGAGCUAUCUCUGGGCUCUGCUUCUGGCUCAGCUCUCCCUGCCCCAGUUUUCUUCUUCACUUGUAAAGCUUCCCACUAAGGCACCUUGAAAUCUGCAUUAGGCAUAGGCAUUUACAUUUAUAUCUUUUAAAGUUAAUAUUGGUCUUUAUUCUGAUGGUGCGUAAUUGCUCCAUUCCCUGCUGAGACAUUGGCUGGAAAGAUUUACCUAGGAGGAGAAGCCUCUGUGACAUCUGUCAUGCUGCAUUUCUGUGCUCUCUGCCUCCAAAGCUUUCAGUAACAUACAUGUAAUAUUUCCUACCAUCUUGCUGUGAUUAUGAACUCUUUCCAGCCACUCUGGACUGGGGCAGGAGCUUUCAUUGUGCACCCGUAUUCUUUUUCAGAGCCAUCUUUCCUCCUCUCCUUGUCCCAGCUGCCUUGUGGUGCCGCCAGUGCCUGCCUGCCUGGCAAGUCAGAGCAUGUCUGGACCCUGUGGAUGAGAUGCAGAAGAUGGCAGAGCUGCUGAGGCUCAGGGAUGAGUGCAGGGAGGGGACUUCAGGGACUGCCCUCGUUGGCUCCUGCCUUGCAGACAACAGACUGAACCUGGAUGUUUAUCCUGAUGGCUGCCACCGUUUCCUCCAGCUGUUCAAGAAGCAACAGGGAGAGGUGGUCCAGGUUGAGUUCCUCCGGCUCAGCAGCAAUGAUUGCCUCCUUGACAUCACACUGGGAAGUCUUCCUCAUCUGAAGCACCUGAAAUCCCUGGUGCUUAAAGGUGGCCAUGCUAGGGAUGAGUUUGGUUCCUAUCAGCGUGGCUCCCUGACAAACUUGCCGCCAGACUUUGGGAAUCUCAGGUGUCUCACCCACCUGGAUCUCAGCUUCAAUAGACUCUCCACCUUGCCAAGCUGCAUUCUCCACCUUCCCAGCCUCCGUGUGCUCCUGGUGAGUCACAACAGUCUGGUGACACUUCCUGAGGACUUUGGCUGUCUGAGCAAACUGACUUUCUUCUCAGCGAUGAAAAAUCAGCUAAAAGGCUUACCUCAGAGCAUUGGGGAGCUGUCAAUGCUGCAGGAUCUGGAUCUCUCAGAAAAUGCUUUGGAAUUGCUCCCUGAAGAAGUUGGGAAUCUGCACAACUGCACAGAACUGGAUCUCUCUGGGAAUCGCUUACUGAGCAUCCCAGACUCCCUAGCCAAUUUGAAGUCUCUGCGUCGGCUGCAUCUCCACAGCAAUCUCCUGGUGACGGUCCCUGCCUCGCUUGCCAGCCUGCCCAACUUGUCCAGACUUGAUCUGCAGAACAACUGCCUCCGUGCCAUCCCUGCUGAGAUCCAGACCUUGCCAUUUGUGCACGUCCGAGGCAAUCCCUUGGGAGAAACUGAACCGUCCCCGCAGGCUGAUAAAUCCAGUACCAGAAGGCUAAAAGAACUCAUCCUUGCAUCAGGAGAGGGCAGCUUUACUGUCACCUCUGAAGGCCGCAGAGUGGUCCUGGCCUGUGGCAUCCAUUUCUACUUUCCGCCGGGGGCCACCUCUGAUCCUCUGCGGAUCUGCUUCCGAUCCCUCAUGCCGGAUCCUCAGUGGGUAAAGCUUAGACACCACGAUGUCCUGCUGAGUCGAGUCCUGGAGCUGCAGCCUCAUGGGGUCCAAUUCCAGCAGGAGGUGCAGAUCUCUAUGCCAUGUAUCUCACCUCAAACACCUCACCAGCAUGAGGUGGUAGUUCGGACCUUCAGUGGGCAGAGCUGGAGUGAUCUGAAAACAAGAGUGAAGCGGAAGAGAAAAUCAAAGAAGUGUGUGGCUCACUGUUGUGUCCUUCACUUCUCUUGGUUCCUUGUCGUGUCUCGACUUGUGCAAAAUGAAUGCAAAGUGCCAGCUGAGGGGACAUUGCUCUUUUCCAGUGUGGAUCCAAACAUCAAAGUGAUCUUUCCUCCUGGAGUCACCAAAGAGCCUCGUAGUGUCAAGCUGCAGGUGCUGCCAGUCUCUGCAGAAGAGAUACAGGAAAUCACAGCCAAUGCAGGGUGCAAAGCCAGUCCCCUGCUCUACCUCUCCCAGGACUCCACGGUGGAUUUUCUCAAGCCAGUGAGAAUUCAGCUGCCUCUUCCACCUGGGGUCACAGGGCUAAAUUUGGAUCGGUCAAGACUGCAUAUUCUCCAUGGUGACCUGGAGGGCCAAACCUGGAAUGAUAUUACCAGUGAUGUGGUGCUGGAAUUCACCCAUCUUUAUGCAGUGUUUGAAGUCACUCACUUCUCCUGGUACUGGCUGUGGUACACCACCAAGACCUACAUUGGAGGCAUUGCCAAGAAGGUCUAUGAGCGGCUGCGUCUGUACCAGGUGAACUUCAUUGCACUGCAGAGGAAGAAUGAUCCUGAGCAAGUCCUGCUACAGUGUGUCCCCAAGCACAAGGUUGACCCAGUGCUGAAGAAGCUGCAGAACCGCUAUCGAGGACCUGAGCCAUCCGACAUGGUGGAGAUGUUUGAGGGAGAGCAAUUUUUUGCAGCUUUUGAGCGAGGCAUCAGCAUUGAUAUGGAUCGUCCUGACUGCGUGGAUGGACGUCUCUCAUUUAUUUUUUACUCCCACUUGAAGAACAUGAAGGAAAUCUAUGUGACCUCCCCUGUGGACAGAAAAGGCCAAGCUGUAAAAGGCCAGGUCUCUUUCUACCGAGGGGCAGUUCCAGACAGCAUCCCUGAAGAUGCCAGCAGGAGGAGAAAAGGUCCAGACUCCCUCUGGCUUGCUACUCUGCCCAUCAAACUGCCUCAACUGAAACCCCGCUGGGAUGAGAACCCCUGUUCCCUACGUGGCUUCUCCUUCCCUCCCUUGAACUUGGGCAAUGCUGAGACUGGGUACCUGACACAGGCAAACCUGCUGAACAUUGCCAGGCGCGUGGGAGCUGACUGGCAGAGCAUCGGCCUCAACCUGGGCCUGACCUACCAGCAGAUUGAGCGCAUAGGAUACAAUAACAGAGAGGACCUCAAUAAGCAGAUCCUGGACAUGCUUUUCUCGUGGGCUCAGCAGAACUCAGAGGAUCCUGACUGUGUGAGCAAGCUGAUUACAGCCAUGAAGGAGAGUGGCCGCCAGGACAUUGCUGAUGAGAUUGAAGCCAUCAUUGAGCUGGGACGGAAGAAAUACAGCGAGUCCAUCCGCCGGGUAGGCCUGGAGCAGGAGAGCAGCACUGAGGACUCUGCAAUAGCUAUGAUGUAGCACCUAGCAGAGAAAAAUGGGGUUUGUAUGGGACCCCUCUGUGUACCCAGAGUGACAGUGCCUGGGGGCUGCUCCCUUCUCAAGAGCCAGUGUCUUCCUGAGGAGCUGGGCAUUGAUUCUCUUGGGUCUGUACUCACAUACCACUUCUGCCAGUCCCAGGAAGUUUAGAGUGCAGUUAUGAACCGAUUUUCUACUUCUACUUCAUGACCUUGAGCUUUAGCUUUCAGAAAUGUGGAGAAAUUUAGAGACUGAAAUGUCUGUCUGUCAGCUGAGAAGUGGCUUAAGUAGUGUUUGAUGAAUUAAUACUCAUGUUACAUGUGUUCAUGUAUAACUUAUUCCUGAAACUGGAAACACUGCUGGAAGCACUGGGUGUGAUGUGGUGGGGACUGUUCAGCCAUUUCUGUUAAUGAUGUGUUCUGCUCACAUGAAAAUGUGAACCGUAUUCCUCAUGAAAAUGUUUUAUAUUUUUUUCAAAAUCUCUUCCAGUUUUCUUAAGUCCAAAAAAAACCUAAGUAUUUGUGGGGAAGAAAGAAGAAACUGAUUUCUAGAAAAACUGCUCUUUUUUUUUUGUUUUGCUCCAAAAGCUAUCAUGAAACAAAUAGCCUGCUGCACUUGCAAGCACAUUUUUAGAUAACACCUACAUACUGCUGAUCUUUGACAAAGUUCCAGUUAUAGUUCAUUAAAAAAAAAAAACAAACGUAAAAAUACAUGAACUGUUCUGGGAGAGACUCUGAUUUAAGGGAAAUUAAGCUUUCCAUUGCAGUUUCCAAAGGGUAGUCCUCACAUCCUCCCAGUGAAAUGUGACUGUGUAGUAGUGAAUGUGGGACCUCUCCUGAAGUUUGGUGAAAAGCAUGACUUAAAUUUGCAUUUUAAAAACUGGUCUGACCAGCUGUGAAAUAAGGCACUGUUGUGGGUUUGGCAGGAACCAUGCUGAGCUAACUUCUCGGUUUUUCAGCCUGAAUAUCUUGUAUAAGGCUGGAAGCAUUUACUGCUUUUUAGCUGCUCAGUGAUUUAUUACUGAGGUACCCUUCUCUUCUUGGUCCUCAUCUCAUAAUGGCCCUCAGUUAAUGACCCACUAAUGACAGUGGAAAAUCACAUGCAAGCUUUUUGAAAGAUUACUGUCUGAAUUUAAGUAAAUUCAAGUCUUUCAAGACAGGUUUGAAUUCAGCAUUACUCUCUAAACAUUACUUAAAUGGCUGUUCUUAGUGUGAAAAAACAAAAGUGUGUUUAAAUGUGCCAGGUUGCACCACCCAAAGUCAACGUGCAGUUGCAGGUUGGAUAAAUCCAGGCAUUUUCUUCUCCUUGUGAAGAAUCAUCAGUGGCUUCCCUGAUGCUGCUUCAGACCUACCAUCAGUAUUAUUGAAAGAGAGAUGUAAAAUCAUUCUGCUUUUUCUCUCAUUUCAGGCUGUUCUAACAUCUCAGGCUACAGAGUGCUGACUGUCCAGUCCAGAGCACUGGACAACAGUUUGCAGAUUUCAGUUGUAACUCUAGGCCUAGCCCAAGUCUCAUGUUAGGUUCAAGUCAGCAGUGCUCCUUUGAAUGUCCAUUUUCUCUUGUAUUCUGUGUCAUAUGUUAUUGUUUGUAAUUUUCAUGGAUACCAACAAGGUAUUUGUUCUUUACUCCAGUUUUGGAGAGAUGCAUUUGAGCAUAUUGCUCUUACUGGGAAUAAAAUCAGCACUUAACUGUUU